Rotaria sp. Silwood2 is the source of this 768-nucleotide messenger RNA. NCBI's taxonomy places the organism in Eukaryota, Metazoa, Rotifera, Eurotatoria, Philodinida, Philodinidae. The record is from the annotation of a GenBank genome assembly.
AUGAGUUCGCUCCGAGUACAAAAGCGGCUCGCUUCAUCAAUCUUACGAUGUGGUAAUAAAAAAAUCUGGCUUGAUCCAAAUGAAGCCAAUGAAAUUGCCAAUGCCAACACUCGCCAAAGUGUACGUAAAUUAAUUAAAGAUGGUUUAAUUAUAAAAAAACCAGUUGCAGUACAUUCACGUUUUCGUACACGUAAAAAUAAUGAAGCUCGUCGUAAAGGUCGACAUAUGGGUCAUGGUAAACGAAAAGGUACUGCCAAUGCACGUAUGCCAACUAAGAUCCUUUGGAUCCGUCGUAUGCGUGUUUUACGUCGUUUAUUGAAAAAAUAUCGUGCAGCUAAAAAAAUUGAUCGUCAUUUAUAUCAUGAACUCUAUUUGAAAUGCAAGGGUAAUGUCUUCAAAAACAAACGUGUAUUAAUGGAAUUUAUUCAUAAGAAGAAAGCUGAAGUACAACGUACUAAGAUGCUUUCUGAUCAAGCUGUUGCUCGUCGUGAACGUACAAAAGAAAAACGUACUCGACGUGAACAACGUAUUCUUCAAAAACGUACUGAACUUUUGGGUAAACAAGACGAUGACGAUACAAAUGUAGCUGUUCAACAAGCUAUUCAACAACAAGCUCAAACAGCUGUUGUAGCACCAGCACCAGCUCCAGUACCAGCAACACAAUCACAACCAGCACAAAAAAAACCAAGUACUAAACAAGAAAAGAAACAACAACAACAACAAAAAACACAAGCACAACCUCAACAAACACAACCAAAAAAGAAAUAA